AUGUUUAUAGAGGGAAAGAUGACUCCGUCGGAAUGUGAUUGUGUGAUUGGGAAGACACAUGGGCUCCCAUAUAGUUGUCGAAUAAACUCCUUUAAAGAAGGGGGAGACCAGUUUCAGAUGGCACACUUGGCACCAUUCUGGUCUACUUUGGACUAUGCAAGACGAAAACAAAGAUACCAAUGA
Linum tenue is the source of this 183-nucleotide messenger RNA. NCBI's taxonomy places the organism in Eukaryota, Viridiplantae, Streptophyta, Magnoliopsida, Malpighiales, Linaceae. The record is from the annotation of a GenBank genome assembly.